ACCCUGCACAGAGCUUCCCUUUCGAGCCUGACUUCCCUUUUUCUACUUCAGCCUCAGAUAAUAAUUCAAACUAUAGCCUAAAACUUUUGGCAUAAUAUUUUUUUUUUUAAAUCUUUCGGCUGCAGCCUCUCUCAGAUGCAAGCAGUGAUAUGACAUCUUCAGAGGGUGGAGAAAUGAAAGAGGGCAUGUAGGAGUGAGAGAGGAAGAGAAAUUUACAGGAUAUAGGUGUGCUCUGCAUGCAUGAGUGUGUCGAUUUUCACAUGUGUAGUUUGGUCUUGGAGGUCGGAGUUUGCAGUGACUUUUCUCAGAGGCAUGAAGCUGAAAUUGCCCAUGCUACACUGAGAGAGAGAGAGACAGAGAAAAGGAAAAAGAAGGAGGAACAGGCUUGUGUAAAACUUCCGGCCAAGAUUCACGCAAGAUUACCACUCUAAAACACCAACCACGCAGAGAACAAGUAAAAAAGACAAAUUUCUUCUACAAACAGCUUCCCCUUAACGCAUAGUCAACAGUUUUUGAUCACAUUCUCGAGGCUCAAAAGUGGAUCUCCAAAGACAAUAUCAGCUCACCUGAGCACCUCUGUUGCCCAAACACUGAAACUGCUGUAGGAAGCUUCUAGAUUGAGUGGUGUUUUUUUAGGCAGUAUGCUCACUAUGAGGCUUGUUUUGGGUAAUUUGCUUCUAUUUAUUGCUCUCGGACUCUGUUUCAAGUCCACUCAUGCACAAGAGACAACAGCACAGACAGAUGAAAACACCACCAUCCUAUUACCAAAUGAUUACACUGUGGAGUCAAUGUUGAGUUCUGAAAACAUCAGCACCACACCUGAAAAUACAGUUACUCUACUACAGACAGAAACCAUACUUGGUAAUGAAAUAAACACCAUGCUUGAGGAACCAACAGGUGGGAGUACUCCACCACUGAGUACUAAUCAAACAUCACCAGAAACUGUUCCUGAAACAACAACUGUACAAACGGAGCAGACCACAGUGACCACCACUACUUUGCCUGUUAAUGUGGAAACAACAGUGAUUGAACAAAUAACUUCAGACGCCCCAAGCACAAGUCAGAAUGAAACAACUGUUAGCUUCACCUCUCCUGAGCCGACCAGUCCUACAGAACGUCCUACAGAUGAAAUCACCACAGCAGCUGUGGCCAUGACUACCGAUUCAUCAGAAGCCCUCAAACCCACAUCCAUCCUGACCACACCACCUGCAGACUGGACUGAGUCUCCAUCCAUCGUGUCCAACCCUGUGGAGACCAGCACUGAAACCUCCAUUACAACUUCAACAACAUCAACAUCAACUACACAGCUCCCUCAAAAUACUGCUGAUUACCCAUCACUGAGGUCUGACAAAGAAUCAGUCUCCACCUAUUUCACCACCACAAUAACCGGCGUGCUUAUUGAACCAAGUGAUAUGCCCAUGAAAACCAUAUGGUUAAUAAUAAUAGUGUGUGUGGCCAUCAUUUUUGUGCUGUGUGUGAGCAUGACUGUGUUCAUCCAGCGGCGAAAGAAAACCGCCUCAAGGAAUUUCAGCCCCAUGUAUAUUAAUGGACAAAGUAAACGGUCCAGAAAGAAAAAAGGGGCAGAGGAUGAUGCGUGGGCGGGGCCUGUCAAAAUGGAGGCGGGGGUUGAAUGUGAUGCUGUGGUACAGGAGGGUCUUAUGCCCAAUAGUGGGAAACAGGAUGGAGAUGAUAUGGUGCUCAGCACAUUCGUCGCUCCGGAUGCAGGAGAUGCAUCUAAUGGUCAAGUGGGUGGCGACGGUACCAAGGAGGCUAAGAAAUUGGACGAGCAGGAGCCUCUGCUUUACAUAGAUGAGGAUGUGAAUGAAGACAAGGCUGGAAAAACACUGGAAGAGAGCGAGAAACAGAAUGGAGUUGAAAAAAGUAAAGAGAAGGAGAUGAACGGAGGAGAAACAUAUUGUCUCACCACAGCUGUCUGAAAGUCUUCUGUUGACUAAAUGAACAUUAAGGAAUUUGUUGGAAUGACUUGAUUACGUAAUUUGUGUUAACAAAUUAGGACUAAAAGGACUAAGCCAUAUAGUUUUGUAUAUAUUAUUUGACUGUCGCAAUUCAUUAUGAGCAAUGGUGCAACGUUUAAUGAUGUUCUAAAAUUCGUACUCAUUUUUCUCAGUUGUUUUAUAUUUAAAAGUGCGGUCAUAUUAGCCAAACUUCUGCAAAAUUUUGCCAGCAGAAAAAAGUAAUUAUUGUCAAUAGUGUGCUGAUUUGUGAAUCACAGUUCAUAUAGAAAUUAACUUUGAAACCAAGCAGCACUCCAUUCGUUAAAAUGGCGAAUUCAUAUGACCAACUGAACCCACUGCAAAAUAGGCUAUCUGUGGGGAAAGCUUUAACCCUCAUGCAAAUUUGCAGACUGCAUGGAUUGCUAUUGAAAUGACUGGAAUUCACCAAUGAAAACUUGUCAAUGUGACCGCACUUUAAGUUGAGAUAUUAAUGGCUGAAUUAAUUAAGCAUCAUUCAUCCAUUUCAAAUGUUUGCUAUGAUGUUGCUAAACAUCUAAGGUACAGUUGUACUUGGCUACAGGAAUGAGGUUAUUGACAGUGCACAUAAAUGCAUUGAUUACAAUACUGGUGUUUAAAAAAACAGCUAACCUUUAAGAUUUUAAGACUUACAUUCUGAGAAUGAAACAUUUGUUUACUGUAAGCAUAGAGAGUUAUGGCAAAAUAUGCAAUAAAAAUGUUCAUAUUUUUUAAAUACAAA
Cyprinus carpio (common carp) is the source of this 2712-nucleotide messenger RNA. RefSeq lists its product as uncharacterized. NCBI's taxonomy places the organism in Eukaryota, Metazoa, Chordata, Actinopteri, Cypriniformes, Cyprinidae. The record is from RefSeq and is a predicted model, not a curated record.